UAGUAAAUAUGGUUUUGUUGAAAAGACGGUGGAUGGUGUUUUUGUUUCAAUCAAUGCAAUUAACGGCCAGUUUGUGUCAAAUACAUUUAAAGCUGAUAUUCAGAUUGCACGCUUUGUCGUUCAAAGUGUUUCGCCCUCAAAUUGGCAACCGGCCGAUUUAAGAAUGACGCGGAUCAAAGAUAACACACGCGGUGAAACUUUACUCUUCAAGAUGGUGGAGUGGUCAACGAUUCGAUUGACAAUUGAUGCGUUAGAUCAUGAAGGUGGUAGACCUAACACACCAAUUAGAAUCAUUACCAAUCAAGGACAGAUUCAUAUAACAAUGAAGAAGAAGUUAAGUGAUUGUGAUAUUGUGGCUUCCAAAUUGAGUGUGCUAUUAGAUGAUAUACUAUGGGUGCUCACUGACUCUCAGAUAAAAGCUGUUAUUAUGCAUUUUCGUAGCUUGAACCCAGUCAUACAGAAAUCAACCCAGCAAAGCAAGGCAAUGGCCAAUCAAAAACAACAGACAACCCCUGUAACAAAGCAAGAGGUUGAUGCAAAGCGCCCUCACAAUAUAAAGAAUGCAAAAGAACUCGCUCAACUUCAGUACUUUGAGCAAUAUGAUAUACAUGAAACCUCCUACCAUUUUUGUACCCAAAGAAUUGAUCUUCAUCUUUGUGAUGAGAUGAACAGAGCUGAGAAAGAUGCUGUCUUUAAACUGUGGGAAAUAAGAAACAGUGAAUCUUUCAAAAGGCGAGUUGAUGGUGGAGCUAUGCAACUGACUUUACACAAACUGUUUGUCGACUAUUAUCCAUUCCAUACAGCAAGUUCAAGCCGCGAGCAUUGGGAACGGUAUGAUGAUGCUAUGAAAGCUGCCGAUAAGUGGGUCCAUGCAAUACUCGGACAUUUUAAACAGCAAUAUACACAUGCUAAGCAACAUCUGGCGAAAGCAAAAGAACAGGCAAAGUCUGCAAAAAGAGGUGAACAGGGGGAAUGUGGUAAUAUAAUGCAAGAGCAAAUGAGAGAUGAACCAGACAGCAAGAACUCAACACCAGUGAAUGAAAAUGACAACAGAGUGAACAGUGUUCCGAAAGACAUUAAAAACCCAAAUAUACAGGUGAAGUUUGACAAUACAAAGAAAACAAGUAACAUUUCUGAUGAGGUUAAAGGUCAAACAAAGCCACCGGUACCAAGGGGUUCUCCCGCUGCAAAACCUGUAAAACUGUUAGCACAUUGUGCAAUUAUUCGCAUCAGUGACUUUGAAAUUUUUAAUUUAUCAACAUCCGAAACAGCAUCAAAAGGAUCCCCUAGUAAACUGUUCUCCUCAGACAAAAAGGCACUGUUUCUCCCACCGGAAAUGUCUUCCGUACACAUCGAAUACACGUCUUAUUAUUUUCCCGACGGAUUAGAUUUUCCAGUGCCCGCUCCAAAUGUGUUUGCACAGUUCAACCCAUUCCAGUUCACCUUGGAUUAUAAAACCAUCCUAUGGAUCAACCAAUUUGUGUUUAAUAUCAAACAGUCAUUGCCUGAAGAUUUGCAAUCAGAGCCUAGCCCAACAAUAGGUAUGGAUCACAUAGACAUGAGAGUAGAUGCCCUUAUGCCUAAGAUUAUUCUUCUUGUACCAAACAUGAUUCCAGAGCAGCCAGACAGGCCGGAAUCACUCUUGAUUCAACUUUCUCAACUAACAGCAUCAAAUUGCCGCAUCGGAACCAACACUACACGCUCUGAACUCUCCACCAAACUUCAGCAACUCUACAAGUCAAGAUUGUUCACGAGUGGCCAUUCUUUCCCGAAUCGGGAAGAUGAUUUCACAACUCUGCCGCAACUCUUCUGGGAUCACGCAUUUCAACCAAACUUCUUUCUUCCUGGAGUACAGAAUGAAAAUGUUGGGUUGGAGCACAAACAAAAGGCAGAAAGGACUAAGCCUGAUAUUACAACAGAUUCUAAUCAACUGAAUGUGGAUGAAGGUAGCAAAAACCUAAAGUCUGAAUGUCUGAAGGAAUUUAAGUUGUCAACAUACACAUUCAGAGAAGACUCUAGGCGUGAUAAUUGGUGUAUCAAGAUCGACCAGAUAUGGGCAGAUUUUCUCAAACCAAAAGAGUUCAAAGACCGACAGAUUCCAUUUAUAGAUGCCAUUCCAUUAACAAUAUGGGUUUGCUUUCCCACACAAUUGAAUGACACCAAUGCAACUGAAGAAACAGAAGAAGCUAAUGGUGAACCUCAAAAAAUGCAAUGUCAAUCAAGAAAACUUUUUCUGACACCAGAUGAUAAGAAUUGUCAGAUAGAGAUUGAUCAGCUAAGAACAAGUUUACUGGAGAAUGGGACAGAAGAGACUGUAGAUGUGACUAGGAUAUCUGAAAGGAAACUGGAUAAGAAUACUAUCUUAAACAACAAGAAUGAUGUCAAAGAUAAUGAACAGACAGAGCCAACUAAAGCAAAGCAUGGAGACAUGCAUCUGCUUAUUCACACCAGCGAGAUGGUUCGCCUCGUCAUCCAACACUAUCAAGUAUUGUUUCUGCUCCGUCUACAGACAUCAGUUCAGAAACUUUUGCAAGAGAUGGAAGAAGAUCAAAUAAUGCUUAGUACACGGAAGGAGCUACCACCUUCAAGCAAAAUAGUCGCCUUUCGUUGUCCUGAGAUUGAGGCCACGCUAUUGAUGGCUCCAGCUCCAGAUGGCGAAUCCGAUGAUGUUCAAAGUGAAGGUAUUUCUGUUGGAAAUAGUGCUGGAAGCUUAGAAGAAAAGGAACUAACAGCAUUAGUCAGUGGAGAGAGUGUAGAAGAUGUUGAUGCUGCUAAACCCGUGAAUAGUCCUAUUGGAUCCUGUCCUGGUGAGGCAUCUGUUUCUAGCAGUUUACCAAGUAGCCCAAGUAUAGACACUUUAUCGGAUUCGAUGCCUAGUAUUGCCUAUUCUCAGACUCUAGUGACAGAGGGAAAGAUUGAUGGUGAAGAAUCCCGUAGAAGAACUUCAACACAAAUGAUAGAAAACACUCCAAUUGAACAAUACUCAGAAUUCCGACAAAGAGCUGCAACACAGCCAACUUCAAAGAAAUACUCUGAUACCUUGCCAAAAGUUGUCAGUAAUGGCCCGGAUGUUGUAAUUGAUUCUAUGGCAGAUCAACCAUUAGAGAAUGGUUUAGCUGGUAAUUAUACUAAACCAAACCAUAGAACUCUAUCUAAUACCGAUAUAUCAAACAAGGAAGGCAUAAAUUCUUCAAGGUUGGAUUCAGACGCAAGAGCAACAAGUCCAGUAAUGGUCAACUCUAGUUUGAAUGUAUCAUAUGUGAUGACGCCCAGAAGUGCGUCACAUUCUGACCUAGCUAAGAUAUCUGCCUCAGGUCUUUCAGCAUCAUUUACCCAGAAGCAGCAGAUGCUGAUGGGUUCUGCAGUGUCUCUGGAUGAAGUUGGUUCAAUUGGUUUUGAGACGCUCUCUAUCAAAAGUGAUUCAAGUGAUAGUAGUUUUACCUUUGUGAAUUCAACUCGGCAAAAAUUUGAAGUGGAUCAAGAGAGUGGUCUUGGAAGUGAGCUAUCUCAGUCCCUACCGGUACUGAAUGGCCAGCCACCUGAUGGUCAUCAAGAAUCUGAAACAAAGGUCUCAGAAUCCCCGGAUGGAGUGGAAGCUUCCAAACUCUCUGAACUUACUAUGGACGAUAUGUACAAGGACAGCAAACAUAAGCUAAAUAUGGUGUCUGUUGUGAAAUUCAACUUAAAUGGAGUCGAUGCGGCAGUAGACUUAGACAACAAUGACAUGGCCGCUAGGAUUGAGAUUGGGGGCUUAGAACGAGAAGAACAAGGCAAUAUGAAUUACGAGCAAUACAUGUCAAAACGACAAACUGAUUUAAGUAGAAAAGCCAGUGAUGCAAGUGAACGAGAAUUACUAUUGCAGGCUAGACUUCAAUCUCCAGUUGUAAAAAUCAGAUUUGUAAGUGGGCCAGGAGCUGAGAGGUUCUGUGAGACGGCUGCAGAAAGAGGCUACUUAAUAUUAAAGGUGGACAGUUUAACUUGCGAAUUCUUAAAGUCAACCAUUUCAAAUCUAUCAGGAUUUGUGGAUGAUGAGAUAAUUGGAGAAGCUAUGCCGAUGAAAGUUGAACUUAAAAACACAAAAAUACAAUUACAGGAUGAUAUGCCACUGGUGUACCUCACAAGUCCGCCUCCCAUUCCUUUUGAUGUUAACAUAGCACGUAUGACAAUUGAGCGAUCACCUGAUGGGGUGUUCCAUAUAAGAGAUGAGGUCCAUGAACGUGCUAUUGACAGGUGUGAUGGUCCGCUUGUGUUCAUUGACCAAGAGUUCCUCCAGAGUCAUAACCAGUUGGAAAUGGAGAACCAACAACUAAAAGAACAAGUUCACAUGAUGGGUGCAGGAAUCACUACCCUUGAGCAAGAGAGGGCAUCUCUACUCGCCACAUUAGAGCACCUGCAGGAGGAACUCCUUGCAACAGACCGACAGAAGGAUGCCCUCCAGGGUAAGGUCACAGAAUUGUUACGACGUCUGAUGGCAGCAAAGAAGUAAUCUUCAGUUGAUGGCAGCAAAGAAGUAAUCUUCAGUUGAUAACAGCAAAGAUGUAAUCUCCAGUUGAUGGCAGCAAAGAAGUAUUAUACAACUGAUAGCAGCAAAGAAGUAAUCUCCAGUUGAUGGCAGUUAAGAAGUCCCUUUCUGGUUGUCACAGCUUGUCUUAUCCUAUUAUUAAGUAGAUGAUGUUUCUCAAGUUAAUUUCAGCAUUAAUUGUUUUGUAUGUUAUUUUGUACAUACAUUUAUUAAUAUUUUUUCAAUUCUUUUUUAUUUGAACAUAAUCAAAUUAUCCCUUGAUAAGCCAAUGCCAUUGAAUGAGGUAGCUAGAUAUUUUCCUUGAUGUUCUUUAAAAGAGCUCUUAGCUAUAAUUGUCUAAGAAUGUUAUUUUUCCAUAAGAAGUAUGAGUAAAUACAUUUCUAAGUAGGUUAGUAUAUGUCAAUAUAUCUUUCACAGUUUCCUAAAGA
Messenger RNA from Anneissia japonica, 4950 nucleotides. RefSeq names its product UHRF1-binding protein 1-like. Lineage: Eukaryota; Metazoa; Echinodermata; Crinoidea; Comatulida; Comatulidae. The coding region runs from base 164 to 4486 and encodes 1440 amino acids. The transcript is spliced from 17 exons. The record is from RefSeq and is a predicted model, not a curated record.